AUGAAGAUGCUGCUUGGCUGCUCUCUCUGCCUGCUCCUCCUGAUCAGCUGUCUGAGUGAACAUGUGGAGGGCCGAACGCUGAACUUGGACAGCUGCUCUGUCAAUGUUCACACACACGAAAUGCGCAAAUAUUACAUUGACAUACGAUCAAAUGCGAUAGAAGGAGACAAUGAGAUCGGAGUGAAACUUCUGGACAAAUCACUGAUGAAGCAUGUUCAGGACGGUCAAAAGUGCUGUUUCCUUCGUCUUGUGCUGCGUUUCUACGUUGAGAGAGUGUUCGGCAACUACGCCUCUUCUCAGCCACAGCAACAACGCUGCUCCAGCGCUCUGGCCAAUGCUUUUGUCAGCCUCAGAAGAGAUAUACAUAAAUGUCACUGCCACUGCGGAGAGGACACACAGAGAACAGUUGACUCCCUGCAUGCUGAGUUUAUCAAGUUAGAAAUAAACCAGGCGGCACAGAAGGCCAUGGGAGAACUGGACACUGUGCUGGAGUGGCUGGAGGAACUCGGCCAGAAAACACACACUUGA
Messenger RNA from Perca flavescens (yellow perch), 528 nucleotides. RefSeq names its product interleukin 19 like (gene il20). Bases 1 to 528 code for a protein of 175 amino acids. The record is from RefSeq and is a predicted model, not a curated record. The transcript is spliced from 5 exons. NCBI's taxonomy places the organism in Eukaryota, Metazoa, Chordata, Actinopteri, Perciformes, Percidae.